UGAGGAAGCGGUCGCCACCAUCUUGCAGCCCAUGGAUGCUGAGUACACUCACUUCACUGACACUAGGGGGCAGUAUACAUUUAGACUAAUCACAUUGUUGUGAUGCUGGUGUUCCGCAUGGUUCGCCCCAGCACACAAAGUGCAUUGUGAGAAAAGCAGCCCAAAUAUGUCGCACUAAUCAUUCUCCUGCCAUACAGACAGCAGCCUGCGUCGUCAGGAUCGGCGAGAACUCCGGUCACAGCCGUUUAACCCAUCCGACGCCAUGGUCAAUGGCAUAGGUCCACCCAAGGGAUUUUCUGCCCAUUACACCUCACUUCCAGCCAGGCAUUGAUCAGGCGGGAGAUGCGUCAGACCAGGCAGUGGGCAGUCACGUGACUACCGGAGCCGCGGCCCGUGCACCCCUUCAUGUAUAGAGGCGCUGUGUGCUGCGGCGGAACUAUAGGAGACACAACUCACCCACACAAAGCCGUCACCGGAAGUGUGCACCAGUCACACAGCACCGGGCGGAAACCUGAACCCGCGAUAAAAAGUGCCCCUGCUAACGGUCUACCCCUCCUGCACAGUUCCGGAGCACUGAGAGCGUGGAUGAAAGGGGACUGACCAGGCAGAAAUGGAUGGAACAUAUACGCUUGAACUAUUUCCUCAAUGUAAAGUGACAAUGCUUCUGUUUAAAAAUGUGAAGAAUGCAUCUGCGCUAAGAAAAAAGGCAAUGGAUGGAUCCAUAGAGGGGGCAUUGCUGAACCCUGCAGUGAUUAUCGAUCCUCUUCAGGUUCUCGUGGCAGUAAAUAAAGCAAUCCAUCUACAGUUACUGGGAAAAAUGAAAACUAGAAAUCUUAACACAGAGUUUAUAUUCAAUUUGUCCCCAACCAACAAUAUUUCGGAAGCUUUUAAAACAUUUGGCCUGUCAGACAGUGCUUCUGGAGUUCUUGUUGUUUUGACUGACGAUGGGACUAGAGCUUUGAAUUCUCAAGAAAUAAUAUCUCACGUUGAAGGCCAGCAGGUCCCACUAGCAGAUCUGUCACAGUUGACAGACUUCACAAAAGUGAAAAAGGUGUAUAAAAUUACAACAGAAGAAGAAAAAAUUGGUUCUGUUUUGGAUGCCAUCAUUUGUAGAAUGUCUGUCAAAUAAAGAGCCUUUAUUGUAAUAAUUAUGCUUAUUAGACAGUAUGUGAGCUUAAAGGGGAGGGUUGAAAUUUUUUGUAAACAGGCUCAGAUCACUAUAAAAUAAAUUAUACUGAUCCCCUCACCAUUCCUAUUGCAACACUUCCUCACCGGUCUCUGCAUCCUGGUCAGUCAGAACACACAGGAAACAACCACUUGGCAAAUCGCUGGCCAAAGCAGGACACCACUGUGACCAGUGACUGGCUGAGUGAUCCUAAGGCAGAAAGUGGUGAAGUAGCUGGGAAGUCUUGGAGCAAUAGGGCAGGGAUGGCCAACCUGCGGCUCUCCAGCUGUUCUAAAACUACAACUCCCACCAUGCCCUGCUGUAGGCCGAUAGCUAUAGUCAAUCUGGGCAUGCUGGGAGUUGUAGUUUUGCAACAGCUGGAGAGCCUCAGGUUGGCCAUCCUUGCAAUAGGGGAUCUGCAAGAUGAGUAUCGCUUGUUUUAUUAUUUUGAUCUUGAAUGUAGCCUGUUUAAACCCCUUCAGCCACAACGAUGUUCCAUUUUUAUGUUUUUGUUUUUCACUCCCAUCCUUCCCAGAGCCAUAAGUUUGUUUGUUUUUGUAUUUUUUUUUUCUAUUCACAUAUGCCCUCGAAUGAGGGCUUGUUUUUUGCAAAAUAAGUUUUUUACUUUCUAAUGGCACCAUUUCCUAUUACAUACGAUAUGAUGGGAAGCUGGAAAAAAAUUCAAAUGAGAUGGAAUUGGGAAAAAGAUACGCAAUUGCACCACAGUUUUAUGAUUAUUUUUUUUUGGGGGGGGGGGGGGUU
Messenger RNA from Bufo gargarizans (Asiatic toad), 1927 nucleotides. It is a transcript of the gene TPRKB, whose product is annotated as TP53RK binding protein. The record is from RefSeq and is a predicted model, not a curated record. Gene Ontology annotation, cellular component: nucleus; cytosol; EKC/KEOPS complex. Gene Ontology annotation, biological process: tRNA threonylcarbamoyladenosine modification; telomere maintenance via recombination. Lineage: Eukaryota; Metazoa; Chordata; Amphibia; Anura; Bufonidae. The transcript has 5 exons. Bases 611 to 1129 code for a protein of 172 amino acids.